GACACGAGACAAUUAUUCUAAAGAACAGCCUAAAAUUAAACCCCUCACAAUCAUGGCCGGAGGUUAGGCGCGCAGGUGGCUGGGGAAGGUAAUGUGGCCGUCAAGUCAAGUCGAUUGGGGGCCACACCUAAUAGUCUAAUUGCAAAUGGGACAAAUGGAUAACAUCCAAAUAGUCGUCAUCAUAUGAAUCUCUUCUUCACAUAGAUAAAUGCACUUUUAUAAUUUGCAGCAAGUUGCCGAUUUUAUCUUAGCCGAACAUGUCGUCGUCGGGCUCUCCAUCGUCGGAGAACGGUGAUUACCUUGCCGCCGUGCUCAGCGCCGCCAGCCCUUUCCUCCGAGGCGAACUGGAGAACGUCGAUAAGAAGCUACCCUCCCUGGUUGCCGUUCUCCGAUCCGUCGGGGCCGGGGAGUGCUGGCAUAAACACGGCAGUUUCCUCUCACAUCUGGUGGACGUCUACCGGAUACUCAAGCUAUGGAAGGCUCCAGAUCCGGUCUGCCUCUGCGGCCUCUUCCACUCCGCCUACUCCAACUCUUACGUCAAUCUCGCCAUCUUCCACCCUUCCACCGGCCGCGACACCGUCCGCCGCCACGUCGGAGACGAGGCAGAGCGGCUCAUUCAUCUCUUCUGCGUCGUCCCCCGUCAGCCCCUGAUCCACGAGGAUCUCCUUUUCAAAUACUCCGACGCGGAAAUCGCGGACCACCUUAGGGCUUCCGAGGCCUCCGCGAGGAACGCAAAGGAGAAGGGGGAGUUCGACGGCGGCGAGGCGUGGAGGAGGAAACUGCAAUCGGUCUUGCCGGCGGACGGGAUCGUGGCCAAGCACAUCAAGACGGGCGAAAACGUCGCCGUUUCGAGAAGAAUCGUCGCGAUUUUCCUGCUGAUGACCAUGGCGGAUUUCAGCGACCAGCUGUUCGGGUUCCAGGACGUUCUAUUCGAAAACCUUGACGGCCGGCUCGAAUUCUCCGGCAACGAUGCCCUAUCCGGAUUAUGGCCCGGGGACGGGAAACCCGGCCUCUGGGUGAAUUCAGUAUCUCGAAUGGGCGCAAUCUACAACCUAGUCGUCCGGGAAGAAGAGAUCUACAUCGAACAGAGGAGAAGGGAAACCGGCAAAUUACUCGAACCGGAGAGAGACGAGCAGAUUGAGCUUGUGAUCCCGCCGGUGUUCAAUUUCUGCACUGAAAUUCUCGACGCCGGCGAUCAGAUACUGUCACGGGAUCUGUACUGGGAAGCAGUGUGCGAAGGGCCGAAGAAGGGGUUCGAAUGGGCCGAGAACAGGCUGAGGAAGAGCAUCCAGAAGAACCCAUUUGUGGGGGAGGCCCACUUAGUUUUGGCCCAGAUUUGUUUGAGCUUGGGGAGGUUCGAAGAGGCCGCAAGAGAGGCAGGGAAAGGAUUGGGCCUUAUACUGGAAUGGGCCUCUCCAUGGGAUAAGAGGAUGUCUUGGGAAGGUUGGGUUUCUUGGGGCAGAGUUCUGCUCAUGAAGGCCCAAGAGAGGUCCUGGCCCACAAAUGCAUGGGGCAUUCUUAACUUGGGCCUUGUCCGGUAAUAAGCUCUAUAAUUGGCCUUGGAUAUUCAAAGAUCUUUGUACUUGUCACUAGACAAUUCUAUUGCUAAUAUUGCUCUAUCAUUAAGUGUAAAGAAGUUAAAUGGUCCAUAUAUUGAGAAUGUGAAUAAACAUUGUUAUUAUUG
Cuscuta campestris is the source of this 1684-nucleotide messenger RNA. The record is from the annotation of a GenBank genome assembly. Lineage: Eukaryota; Viridiplantae; Streptophyta; Magnoliopsida; Solanales; Convolvulaceae.